AAGCCACCGUCAGAAUUUGCUAAAAUGGCCGCUCAAUGUUUUUGUUGUUGCCAUAGUAAAUAAAAGUUUAGUUUUUUCGUGCAAAUUAAGUUAAAGUGGUGAUUAUAAUAAGCCGGUAUCGAACCCCAUUGCAACCGCUAUCUGUUGGGACCAUCUUUAAAGGAUUCAGUAGUGAACUGCAUGAGAUGAACAGUUCUUGCAAGUAUGAGGCAUACGGAUGUGUUGUCUUCGCCACUGGCUGCUGAUGACCAGUUUAUACUAAAGACUGAGAUUGAGGAGACUGAGGUGGUGUUACCCGAGGUUCCUCUUACACUUGAAGACUGUGACAAAUUGAUGAAAUGGCAGUUUAUUAGUAAUGAGACCUUUGAUGAUAUCAACUUUGAGUUCAACGAUGACUUUGAGGACUUGGAGUCCCCAAAGAAGAAUGAGACCAAGAAGAACAAAAGGAAGAAUUUGACACCCCAGCGAGCUGUGCAAUCUGAGAUUAAAGAGGGUGAAGAGAAAAUUAAGAGUGAAUGUGAUUUUAACACUGAUGAAGAUGCUGAUGACAGUAUCAAUGAAAUUAGUGAGGAUAGUAUUUUCAAAGGGAUCAAAGAGGAAGCUGAUGGUGAAGUAAUUGAUGAAAAUAUAUUACAUAAUGUCAAGGAGGAGUUUAGAUCACAUCUAGGUAUUAAGUGUAAUAUGUGUGAAAAGAUGUUUUCUUAUAAAACAGAGUUUGAUACUCACUAUAAGGAAAACUACAGGACUACUCCAGUUUAUACCUGUUCAUUCUGUAAUAGGAGUCUUGAAAAGUAUUCUACAUUCAGAUCACAUUGCUACAGACACAUCACUGAAGACAGAUAUAAAUGCAAGGAAUGUUCCAAGGGGUUUAGUUUGCAGAGUUUAUUGCAUGUUCAUAUGCUGGCAAAACAUACACGAGCCAAGCCUUUUUCCUGUGAGGAAUGUGGCAAAUGUUUUGUAACUAAGCCUGGCUUAAAGAUUCAUUUAAAAAAACACAAGAAUGAAUUUAAAGAGGUUUAUCCCUGUGUUGAAUGUGGGAAGGUUUUACAUACACGGGGCGGAUUGACUUCUCACAUGAACGUGCAUAGAUUGGGUAGAAGAUUUAUGUGCGAUGUCUGCGGGAAAACGUUUACCCAGAAGGUUAAUAUGCAACAGCACGUUAAACAGCAUACAGGCGAUAAACCUUACGAAUGUGAUAAGUGCGGUAAAACUUUUACAGAAAAAUCGCAUUUAAGUCGUCACUAUAGUUUCCAUAGUGAGCAACGGCCCUUUAAGUGUGAAGUGUGCCAAAAAAUGUACAAGACUGAACGUUGUCUCAAGGUACAUAGCAUGGUUCAUGCAAAAGAAAGACCGUACAUUUGCACGUAUUGCAGUAAAGGAUUUUUGAGCAGCACCAAAUUGAAGCAACACUAUAACAUUCACACAGGAGAACGUCCAUAUGCUUGCAAAUAUUGCGAAAGAAAGUUUACGAAUUAUCCAAAUUGGUUAAAGCAUACACGUAGGAGACAUAACGUAGAUCAUAAGACAGGGGAGCAUUUGCCGCCGAAACCAGCCAAAGCAAAGCCAACUAAGACCAUCAAGCAACCCGAGGUGUUGACUGUAACUAAGUUGGAACCGUCACCUACACCGGUUACCGUCGUAAACGUGGACGACAGUCCCAAUAUUCCGGACAUUCCUAUAAUUGACGAGACCGACUUGGUGAUGCAUGACAACAUUAUGACCGAUUUUACUCUAAGCAAAACGGAAGAGUUGCUCUUGCAGCAAGGCCUCUUCAACUUUCCAAUCACCGCCGACGAAAAGUUCCUUUUACAGCAAGAUGUUCUGGCGACGAGCUCCAGCAGCAACUUACUAGUUCCGUUCAUACAGACACAGUUACCAACGCACCACAACAUCAUCAUGCAGACUGCGGGACAGUCCUCAUCCCAAUUGCAAUUAAACGAUUACGUGCCCAUACAAUACAUACAAUAAGUAUACAUUUAUCACUGUGAUCGUAUUUAAAGAUAAUAUAAUCUUGCCUCUAACUUAAAAUGUAAUACAUCCACUUGACACAGCGUUCAAAUCCAAGGAAGAUCUCGAACUUACAGAAAAUAAGUUAAUUACUUAAUUAUGUUUGUUAUCUGACUAGUUUUGUAAUGCAUGGAAGAUAAUUGUAUGUUGGCUCAUAUAUUUUACCAGUUCUUACAUACAAUCCUCUUGUAUCUGGAAUGGCACACAAUAGUGUUGUGAACCACGCCAGAUACAAGACUUACGAAAAAAUAAUUAAGUGGAUGUAUUCCAUUAUUAUUUAUUUGUGUUUAAAGCGUAUCGCUUUAGAUUCAAGUUUUUAAGAAACGUUCCUUGUGCCAUAAAGGAAUUUUUCUGUUUAAAUGUAUCAGUAUUUAUUUAAACUUCGCGCGUUUUUCUUAGCUUAAGUAAUUGAGACAUUCCACUAUGCAUUAGUUACCUUCUAAAAUUUAGAAUCUAAAUGUUUGUAUUUUCGAUGUACAAUGAUUAAAUGGUGUGGAGUCUCAGGUCCUGCUCUGACACAUCAUGUUUCUACGCCGACCGGGAUUUUACAUAUAUUUGUCAGCGACAAAGUAUAUAGGCAUUAUCGUCAGUUUAUUUUUAUACAUUGUCUAGGAAUUUUAAAUCAUUCUGAAGACAUUUUAAAUAAAUUGAUCGUUUUUUAUAUAUAUUUUGCCGCUAACAUAUCCAAUGUUUUGGAUUUUGUUUUAUAUGAUAUUUAAAAUAAAAAAGAAAUGCGCAAUUAUUGUACAUCAAUAUAUCUUGUAACUGUAUUAUUAAAACGAUAGUUUCAUGAACGAUCAUAAACGUACAAACAACGGACCAGUUAAGCAUUUUCCUUUUCAGCUUUAUUUAAAAAAAAGUUUGUUCAUCAUAUAUAACUAUGGAAUAUAGUUGAUAUAAAAAUGGUUUCACGUAAUCCAUACAUUAUAAAUGUGUUGCUCAAUUGUUGUACAUCAAUUGAUUGAGAGAAUUUACAAAUGCAAUACUUUAAGUGAUUCCUAAAUGUUUGCAAGAUUGUUUUUGAAAGUGCUCGGAUUUAAUAAUCGUUUCCCUGAAUAUAUUUCUAGUAGCUCACGUAAUCUUAGGAACAUUAGAUUAGAUAUUUGUAGGGAGAAAGAGUAUUUUUGUAAGUUUUUUUUAUAUACAUGUACUGUAAGAGAUUGUCUUUGAGUGAUAUUAUUUUUUGUUCUUUUUAUAUAUUUCUUUUCGUUUUGAAAUUAUGUUCUGAAUUGUGUCAGUUACCAAAUUCCCCAGUUUACUUUAUUUUUUAUUAUUAUAUUUUUUGUGUGUGCGUGUGAAAAAUAUAUUGAGAAAAUGUGAGAAAAAAAUAUAUAUCCUAUUUUAUACAUCUAUAAAACCUGUUAUUUUAUUUU
Messenger RNA from Nicrophorus vespilloides, 3380 nucleotides. RefSeq names its product zinc finger protein 431-like. The transcript has 7 exons. The coding region runs from base 205 to 1968 and encodes 587 amino acids. The record is from RefSeq and is a predicted model, not a curated record. Lineage: Eukaryota; Metazoa; Arthropoda; Insecta; Coleoptera; Silphidae.